UUAAUAUCUAAAAUAAUAUAUGAAAUAUAUUUUAUGCAGCAAUUUGGAAAAAAAAAAGAAAAAAAUUUUCAAAAUGGCAGACAUGUAGGAAAAGUUUUACAAAGUGCCAGAAAAUAUAUAAGUUUUAGUUAUACCCUAAUAGAUAAUAUGUAAGAUGAUUCUAUAACACCCCACAAACAUUUUAUCCUUAUAUAAGUUCAAUUAAAUAAAGAAUAGAGUGACUACAGCAAGAUUUAUUUCUCACUAGAUAUAUCUGAAUUAAGGCUAUAAUUGACGUAAAAUAAGGCUGCUUCAUAAAAUUAAAACUGCUUAGAUAUAUUUUGAAACUAAAAUUGGCAGAGCUAGUAGGUUUAUCUGUAAUACGCCCUUGAUAUUUUGCCGAAAGCAUGCGCACGUGCUUGUCUAUAAUUUCUUCAGUAGUUUCGCUCUAUUAUAGCUUUUUUAAAAUUAUUUCUGUUUUGCACCACAUCAGCAUAUUAUGGUAUAGUUAGAAGUAAAUGUUGAACACAAUUCUAAGCACUUGACACUCAGUAUUUUAACAACUUAAAAAUAACAUUUCUAACAAAAUGUAUCACUAACAUCAAUAUAAAUGAGCGCAAUAAUCGUUCCAAAGAAUUGUACAACAGUAUUUUAGUCGUUGGAUAUCCUAUUUUAUUAAGUAUUAUGUCUUUUUAAAAGUCUGCCAAUGAACGCUCUCGUUUAAUCCCGCCAAAAUUAGUGUGUAUAUAAGGGAUGGUACUUGAGAUAUUUUUUACCAAAUUUCAUGGUGACCAGAUAGUCUACUUCUCAUGACAUUCAAGUUUAAAUUCAGCGAAAAGUAUCGUGAUAUGGGGCCUUCACCAAAGAUAGUUUUGCUGUCGGGCGAAGAUAAUAUAAAAUUCUUUCAAAAACAUGAUGGCAAUGUUAAGCAGAACUUUAAACUUAUUAGAAAAGCUAAUGAUGAUAAAUCAACGGAUAACUCCAGUUUGUUUAAAAGAAAACUGCCCUCAUAUAAAUCGAUAGUUUCAAGUAAUUUAGAAAAUUCUGAAAUUAAUGAUGAAGAAAAGAAAAACUCCACAUGCAAAAAUCUGAAGGCUACAAUAAAGUCUCCACCAUUGUCAAAAGAGUUGGUUCGUAUCGUUUACGAGUGUAACUUGUGUCAUUACAUAGCAAAUUCUAAGAUUAUGUAUAGCAGCCAUUCUCAUGUAAAGCACAAUUCAAAAUCAAAAUUCAACUCAUAUCAUCAGUGCCGGGUUGAAGGUUGUAAUAUCCUCUGUGACUCGAAAUUAUCCAUUCGGAAUCACUUGAAAAGUUCUCAUAAUAUCAACUUAGCAGCUGAGAAUCUCUUCGAUUAUCUUCUGAAUGAGAAAAUGGAGAGUAUGUUUGUUCCUAUAGUAUCUUCUCCAAAAAAGUUAAAAGCUGAGGAAGGAAAGAAGGACUCUUUUUCAAAUUGCCUUAUAUAUGUAAAUAAUGACGACAGUGGCGACGAUGAUUCCAUUGAAGGUUAUUGUUCUGAGGUUGAGGGAAUCGUUAAAAACAUUACCGAUAGAUCAGAAAAGCCUUGCGAAGAAAGUAUCCCUCCACUUUCGCCAGGAGAUUACACUCCUCGACUUGUUUUAGAUCUGUCCCCUAGCUUUGAUAAUCCAAGCAAUGAUCCUUCGGAUGACAAAUGUUAAUUGUUUUAAAAAAGUUAAAUAAAAAC
Dimorphilus gyrociliatus is the source of this 1681-nucleotide messenger RNA. The record is from the annotation of a GenBank genome assembly. Lineage: Eukaryota; Metazoa; Annelida; Polychaeta; Dinophilidae.